Molecule: messenger RNA, 2386 nt
Organism: Gryllus bimaculatus (two-spotted cricket)
Lineage: Eukaryota; Metazoa; Arthropoda; Insecta; Orthoptera; Gryllidae
Source: the annotation of a GenBank genome assembly
CUCCAAUAGUGGCAUAUAACUACAACCAAAUAUACAUUUUCAAAUGGGUAUAAAUAUACUCAUAUUAUAUUAAACAUUGUAUUAAUAUACGUUUAACAAAUUAUUAAGUUAACUAAUUUUAUUUUAGAUUUAUCUUACUGACCGUUUUCCGACCUUUUGUCCAUCCAGCUGCAGAGGAAAAGCAAUUAACCUGAUUUCGAACAACAACAGGAUUUGUUUUUAAAAGACUUGAUCCACAAAUCCUCCCUACUGUAGCAGCCAUGAUGGUCAGAAGGUGAAGAAAUUGUGAGCAAGUCGAAUGUGCUGAUCGAUUACUCUAGUAUUUGUAAAAUAUUGGAUUUUUAAGAUUCUAGUUGAAAUACAUCAAUUGGCUAUUAAUUUAUAAUAACAAUAUUUUACAUAAAUAAAUAUAUUUAAUUCAUUUUAUUUUCUCAUGCAUAAAAAUUUUGACGUCACACUUUCGACCUGUGUUCGUACGCCAUUGGUGUCGGGGAGGAGGCUUUCGGUGUUCAGUGCAGAUGGUUAAGUGAUCCAGACAUUAUCUGUGGAAUCAGGAGGUGCAUCGCAUUUAUUCAAGAUGAGUACAGGAAUGCCCGAACUAGGAAGCAAGAUAAGUUUAAUAUCGAAGGCGGAUAUUCGAUAUGAAGGAAGAUUAUUUACGUUGGACCCACAGGAAUGCACAAUAGCAUUGGCCAAUGUUCGAUCGUUUGGAACAGAAGAUAGAGAAACACAGUAUCGUGUUGCGCCACAAAACGAAGUAUACGAUUAUAUUUUAUUUCGAGGAUCUGAUAUUAAAGACAUAAGGGUAGUGAACAAUGUUGGUCCUUUACCAAACGAUCCGGCGAUCGUACAGUUGUCAGUGCCUCCUUCAGGCCUGGCGUCAUCGGCCUACCCAACACAAGGAUUCUCACACCCUGUGCUGGGUCACAUGGGUCCUGGGUUGACACAGUAUCCUGCUUAUGGUGGCAUGGGAGCUAUGACAGGUCUUCCGAGUGCUGUUGCUCCUGGUAUGAGUCUUCACCGGGACCCACAUUCAUUGCCCAAGCAGAGUGAGUUAGUAAUGCCAGUACAGGUUCCAGAUCAUCAAACCAACAAAGACCAAGGUGUGAAAUACAUACUUACUUGCUUGACGCUUCAGCAUGUCAUGCUUGCUCAUAUAAAACGGUCCAGUGUAGUGCCAUCUGUUUUAGAUUUUAUCACGGGCUCCAGAUCAGCUACACCAAGCUUAAUUAUAAGGAAAUCUCCAACAAUGGACCAAGGAGUACAAGUGAACCAGAUUGGUAUGGCACCAGUUAAGGACACUAAAAAACUGCAACAGGUGCCACCUCCAGCACAGCAAGGUCGUGCUGUAAGGUCCUCUGACAUGUCUCGUGAUGGUGGCUUGCCAUCAGGCAUUGGUCAGCAGCAACAGCAGCAGUAUCAUCCUCAACCUCAGCGUCAACCACGUGAACGUGAGAGGGACAGAGACCAUGCAAGAGAGCUUGCUGACCAUGGGCCAGUGAGUCGACCACCUCAUCAAGUUCAACAUCCUUCCCAAAAACAGCAACCACAGCAACAGCAGCAGCAGCAGCAACAGCAGCAACCUCGUGGGGGAUGGGGCAAUCGUGCCAGGCGUGCCAGACCUCGUGGAUCAACCGGAAACUUCAAUAGGCAGCAGGGUGGUGGCCCGCAGCAGGGCAAUCAGUCAAACAAACCCAAAAACACACUUAAGUUUGAGAAUGACUAUGAUUUUGAGCAAGCCAAUACCGAAUUUGAAGAACUUCGAAAUCAACUUUCUAAAGCAAAAAUUGCAGAUACUGAACCUGUAAUUGCAGGUGAUGGGAAGGUGAAUGGAGAUAGUGAGAAAAAGGAUGAUUCGGGCAAUGAGACAUGUGCUGGAGAGAAUGAGCAUGAGGAAGAACAUGAAGUCUUCUAUGACAAAUCAAAGCGAUCGCAGAGAACAGAUUGGAGAACUGAGAGGAAACUGAAUUCGGAGACUUUUGGUGUGGCCUCAGCGAGGAGAGGUGGCUACCGAGGUCGUGGUUUCUACGGUAACAGAGGGAACAUGUUCAGAGGUGGAAAAUUCCGUGGUAAUUUCCGUGGCCAAGGAGGUGGCCGUGGAGGUGGUGGCAGUGGCACUGGUGGUGGAGGUGGUGGUGGCAGUGGAGGUGGAAGUGGACGUCCCAACAACCCUGGAAAUGCUCCUGUGGCUCCAGUUGUACCUGUUGCUGCAGUUGUUGCAGUUGCACCCGGCGGAAGCUCUGGUGCUCCUGGAGCAAGCACUGUCAGCAAUGCUCAAGCACGACCCGCAGUAGUAACAGCAGCACCUGCUGCUGCAGUUCAGAGAAUGGGAAAAAAUGUACAAAAGGCCAAACAUAUGGUGGUGGGAGGUAUGCCCCUUGAUUAG